UUUUUCACCCAUUAACGUAAUAUGAUAAUUGAAUUACUUUUUUGAAUUAGAAAAAGUAAUUUUUUUGGCCAACCUUUUGCUUUCCCUGUGAUUUUAUACUAUUUUUAGGAUACUCCAUUUUCGUCGUCGUUUUAUUUUCCUACUUUUUGAGGUUGAAGCACCUGCGAAUUUAACCACAAGGAAAAAGGAAUAACGAAGAAGUUGCUGCAUUUUCUUAUUCUUCUUCUUCUUCUUCUUUUCUGUUUAUGAUUUUCUUGGGUUUGCAAAAUCAAAUUACAAAACCCAGAUAAAAAAUUAAUAGUACUGUGUAUAUAAAAAUAAAAUUAUUAUCCAAAUUGAUAAAGUUGGUGGAAUUUGAAUCUUCAAAAAGAAAAACCGCAAUGGUGAACAAGGCAAGCGAUUCUUCAACAACCUUGAUGCUGACCUCAGGUGCAAGUGGAAGAAUCAAUGCAUUGUUAUCCAUAAGUGCUUUGAGGAGCCUAUGGCUGAUAAUCCAAGCUUUCGUAUUGCUUCUGCUGUUUCCGUUUCGCGGGAGGUUUUAUAUAACGUCUGUCGAAAAAGGCGGUGGCAGUGGUGGAUCGAAGGAGGAGAAAUCCUCAUCACAGGGAGGAGGAGUGGUGGUGAGAGUGCCGAGGAAGAGCGGCGCCGCAGUGGAUAAGGAGGUGGCGGCGAGAAGAGCGUUGGCGAUUAAGAGGGUAGUGGAGGAUAAUGACGGUGAUGAAACGGUGAGGGAGUUUUCAUUGUUUGUUACACCGAGAGGCGACACCAUGUUCACGCAGUCUUGGAUUCCAGCCAAGGUUAAAGUCAGGGGACUUCUUGUUCUUAUGCAUGGCCUGAAUGAACAUAGUGGAAGAUACAGUGAUUUUGCUAAGCAACUUAAUGGAUAUGGCAUCAAGGUUUAUGCAAUGGAUUGGAUUGGACAUGGUGGAAGUGAUGGACUGCAUGCCUAUGUUCAUUCGCUUGACGAUGCAGUGACAAACAUGAAAUUGUUUCUCAGAAAAGUUUUAGCUGAAAAUCCAGGACUCCCAUGUUUUUGCUUUGGACACUCGACCGGCGGUGCCAUAGUCUUGAAGGCAGUACUUGAUCCUAAGGUGAGUGAAUGUGUAUCUGGCAUUAUACUAACUUCACCUGCAGUAGGAGUUGAACCAUCCCAUCCAAUUUUUGCCGUGCUUGCCCCGGUAUUUUCCUUCUUGUUACCGAGAUUUCAGUUCAGUGCAGCAAACAAGCAGGGUAUUGCAGUUUCUCGGGAUCCAGAGGCACUUGUAGCCAAGUAUUCGGAUCCACUAGUAUUCACAGGAUCUAUCAGGAUAAGAACUGGUUAUGAAAUUCUUCGAAUUACUUCCUAUUUGCAAAAGAAUUUGAGCCGGUUAACAGUACCAUUUUUUGUGCUACAUGGAACUGCUGAUUCUGUAACUGACCCCAAAGCCUCCGAAAAACUCUAUGGUGAGGCUUCUUCGAGUGAAAAGACGAUCAAGCUCUAUGAGGGGUUCUUACAUGAUCUGCUCUUUGAACCUGAAAGAGAAGAAAUCAAGAAUAGCAUCAUUUCUUGGUUGAACAGUAGAUUGUGAAGUAAUUAGGCAGUCUGGCAUGUAACGGAAAAAUAAAUCCUUGCAAGCAUAUUUUUGACUUGCUCCUGGGAAGCUUUUAUGAAAUAAACUGGGCAUGGAAUUUGUUUUGA
Molecule: messenger RNA, 1678 nt
Organism: Olea europaea var. sylvestris
Lineage: Eukaryota; Viridiplantae; Streptophyta; Magnoliopsida; Lamiales; Oleaceae
Product: monoacylglycerol lipase-like
Exons: 8
Coding region: 381-1568 (395 amino acids)
Cellular component (GO): membrane
Molecular function (GO): lipase activity
Source: RefSeq, a predicted model, not a curated record